Molecule: messenger RNA, 3216 nt
Organism: Acanthosepion pharaonis
Lineage: Eukaryota; Metazoa; Mollusca; Cephalopoda; Sepiida; Sepiidae
Source: the annotation of a GenBank genome assembly
AUGAUUGCUUUGUUGUUGCUGCUUCUGCUGCUGGCUGUGACAAUUAUGGAGAUGCCUAAGUCACGUCGAAGACACAGAUCUCCCAGUCGGGAAUCUUCCUAUGAUGACGAUUAUGGAUAUUACAGAUCCAAGAAAAGAAAAACCAGCAGAGACUAUGAUUACCAGAAACAUUCCAGAAGUCCUGAUCGAAGGAGGAGGCGGCAUCACCACCACCACCACCAUCAUCAUCACCACCAUCGUGACAGGGACCAUUCUGAUGAAAAUUCCUAUAGCCCAGAUCGCAUGAACUACUCAAGUCGUCACAGUUACCAUGAUUCUGAUCAUAGCAGUCAUUACCACUCCCAUGAAAGCAGUGGCCACAGUAGAUCACAUAAACGAAAGAAGUACCGCAGGAGUUACCGGCAUCACCGACCCUCAUACAGUUCACAGUCAAGUCGGUUGUUGCAUUUAAUCAAAGUGGGUGGAGGCUGCUACAUUGGAGAGAGUUCCUCUUAUAUUAAUUUGUGUGUGUUUUUUUUUUUUUUUUUUUUCUUUUCUUUUUUUCUUUUUUUUUCUUUUUUUCUCACUAACUUCUCUAUCCCCCUCUUUUACUUCUCUUUUUUUUUUCACCUGCUGCUACUGAACGUUCAUGAUUUUUUUCAUAAUCAGCCAUUCUUUCUUGUUUCACUUUCUCUAUCUUUCAGCCAUUGUUGUUGCUUUAUCACAUUGUGUUGUCUUUCUCUGUCCUCUUCCCACCCAAUAAUGGUGGCAGCAUUUGACUGCAAUUUUUCUUUCUUCAUUGAUGAGGAAUCUGUCCUUCUCUGCACCGUUGGGACUUACAUUGUUGGCCCAAGUAUUUUUUGUGAUUGUCCCAAUGUGGAAUCUUUCGCGUGUAAAAUGAAAGUGGAUGUGCUGACGGCUUACAAAGAAUGGGCGAAUAUGCCUACUUCUUCCACAGACAGUACAACCACAGCUCUAAACAACAACAACACAAGCACCAGCAAUAACAACCACAAUCAUAAUUCUACGCCAACGUCAACUUUGGCCAAAAAGGACCACCCUGAACUCAGUGCAAGAGCGCCCAGCAUCGAGGACGACGAAGAUGGUCACCUGAUCUAUCACCCGGGAGACGUUCUUCAAGCUCGAUAUGAGGUUAUACAAACCCUUGGUGAGGGUACCUUUGGCAAAUGUGUUGAAGUGAAAGAUAUUGAGAGAAAUGGUCAGAGAGCUGCUUUGAAGAUUAUCAAAAAUGUAGAAAAAUACAGAGAAGCUGCAAAGUUAGAAAUCAAUGUUCUUGAGAAAUUAAAAGAGAAAGAUCCAAAUGGAGAUUUUUUGUGUGUACGGAUGCUGGACUGGUUUGAUUACCAUGGACAUAUGUGUAUAGCAUUUGAUAUGCUGGGUCUUAGUGUGUUUGAUUUUUUAAAAGAUAACAACUAUCUUCCAUAUCCUCUUGAACAAGUUCGACAUAUUUCCUACCAGCUAUGUUAUGCCGUUAAUUUUCUUCAUGAAAACCAGCUUACUCACACGGAUCUGAAACCAGAAAACAUACUGUUUGUUAGCUCAGAUUUUGAUGUUACAUAUAAUGCUAAAAAGAGGAGAGAUGAACGCAGAGUGAAAAACACAGACAUACGGUUAAUAGACUUUGGAUCUGCUACAUUUGAUCAUGAACACCACAGUACAAUUGUAUCAACAAGGCAUUACAGAGCACCUGAAGUCAUUUUGGAAUUAGGGUGGUCCCAGCCCUGUGAUGUUUGGAGCAUAGGUUGUAUCAUGUUUGAGCUCUACACUGGAUACACAUUAUUCCAAACUCAUGACAAUAAGGAGCAUUUAGCAAUGAUGGAGAGAAUAUUAGGCAGUAUACCAUACAGAAUGGCCAAAAAAUCUAGAACAAAUUACUUCUGGCAUGGUCGCCUUGAUUGGGACCCUACCACUUCUGCUGGGAGAUAUGUAAGGGAAAACUGUAAACCCCUUUAUCACUAUAUAAGGGACAAAGGGAUACAACACCUGCAGCUGUUUGAUCUCAUAGAAAAGAUGCUUGAAUAUGAACCCUCUUCCAGAAUCACGCUCUCAGAAUCCCUUUCACAUCCUUUCUUCAAGCCAUUGCUUAAAGAGCAACCACAUUUAGAACGUAGGCAAUCUGAUCAAAAGGAGCCCAAGCUUCUUCUUGACCGCCGCAAAAGCUACCAGGGAUAUGAGGUCACCUCAAACAGUGAUGACCGCGACUAUGUGAAAACGAAAAGUGAAGGGCCAGGCAAAUCCCAUGUCAACUACAACUACUUGCCAGUGAUUUUUUUUCGCUUUCUCUUUUUCGCUUUCUCUUUUUCUCUCUCUCUUUUUUCUCUCUCUCUUUUUUCUCUCUCUCUUUUUUCUCUCUCUCUUUUUCUCUCUCUUUUUCUCUCUCUUUUUCUCUCUCUUUUUUUCUCUCUCUCUUUUUUUUCUCUCUCUUUUUCUCUCUCUCUUUUCUCUUCUCUCUCUCUCUCUUCUUCUCUCUCUCUCUUCUCUCUCUCUCUCUUUUCUCUCUCUCUCUCUCUUUCUCUUCUCUCUCUCUCUUUUUCUCUCUCUCUCUUUUCUCUCUCUUUUUUUCUCUCUCUCUUUUUCUCUCUCUCUUUUUUUCUCUCUCUUUUUUUUCUCUCUCUUUUUUUUCUCUCUCUUUUUUUUCUCUCUCUCUUUUUUCUCUCUCUUUUUUUUCUCUCUCUUUUUUUUUCUCUCUCUUUUUUUUCUCUCUCUCUUUUUUUCUCUCUCUUUUUUUUCUCUCUCUCUUUUUUUCUCUCUCUCUUUUUCUCUCUCUUUUUUCUCUCUCUCUUUUUUCUCUCUCUUUUUUUCUCUCUCUCUUUUUUUCUCUCUCUCUCUCUUUCUCUCUCUUUUUUUUUUUCUCUUUUUUUUUUCUCUCUCUCUUUUUUUUUUUUCUCUCUCUUUUUUUUUCUCUCUCUCUUUUUUCUCUCUCUUUUUUUUUUCUUCUCUCUCUUUUUUUCUCUCUCUUUUUUUUUUUUCUCUCUCUCUUUUUUUUCUCUCUCUUUUUUUCUCUCUCUCAUUAGUUGUUUUAUUUUUUUUUCUCUCUCUCUAUCUCUCUCUCUCUCUCUCUCUCUAUCUCUAUCUAUCUAUCUAUCUAUCUCUCUCUCUCUAUCUCUCUAUCUAUCUAUCUAUCUAUCUCUCUCUCUCUAUCUCUCUCUCUCUAUCUAUCUCUCUCUCUAUCUAUCUCUCUCUCUAUCUCUCUCUCUCUCUCUCUCUAUUUUGUAA